Molecule: messenger RNA, 4794 nt
Organism: Aspergillus tanneri
Lineage: Eukaryota; Fungi; Ascomycota; Eurotiomycetes; Eurotiales; Aspergillaceae
Gene: cpcC
Product: putative protein kinase (Gcn2)
Exons: 7
Coding region: 1-4794 (1597 amino acids)
Biological process (GO): regulation of translational initiation by eIF2 alpha phosphorylation; DNA damage checkpoint signaling
Molecular function (GO): protein binding; ATP binding; eukaryotic translation initiation factor 2alpha kinase activity
Source: RefSeq, a predicted model, not a curated record
AUGCCUCACAAGCAGAAGAAGAAUUCUACCAAUGCGCCUAAACAUGGCUCUCCCCGGGCGGAGAAGAAGAAGAAGAAGCAGUUCGGCCUGGAUUCCUCUUCAUUUGUCUCCCCCGUAGUCGCGCCGACUAAUUACCAGGAAAUCCACCAGAACGAGGUUGAGGCUCUCCGCUCAAUCUACAGCGAUGAUUUCGAGGAGGUUCAGCACCGCCGUUCUGCUUGGCAGCAAUCUUCCGAUGUUGCCUUCAAGCUGCAUCUGCGUGCUUCUUCCAACCCCGAUGUCCAUGUUGAAUUACUGGUCGAGUUACCGACUACCUACCCAAAGACCUAUCCGAAUCUUUCUUUGGAAAACCUAGACGAUCUCCGACAGGGCGCCCGAUCGAGGAUACAAGACAUUAUAUGCAACAAGCCGAGGACACUACUAGGCUCGGAGAUGAUAUAUGAGCUGGCCGUGUCCAUUCAAGAUGUUCUCGAAGAUGUGGCCGAAGCUCGGGCUCAAGAUAAGGACCUUCCCAGCUUAGAGGAGGAGCGAAUGGAGCAAGAAGCCGCGGCCAAUCAGCGAGCGGAACUGGAACGACAGGAAGAGCUGCGGAAACAGGAAGCGGCCACGGCAGAAGAGGAGCGGGCGUUACAACAGCUCCUGGAAGACAAGAUUAGAGAACGGACGAAAGCACGGGUCUCGAGACGGAAGAGUCGAGUUCCUGGAAUGGACUCAGAUGAAGAUACCGAUGUCGUGGAGAGUAUCCCCGGUGCAAUCUCCUUCGAUCCGCCUCUGGUCAUGACCGAUAGGGAUGGAGUACCUCUUGUCUUUCGGGCAGUAUACGGGAAGACCCUGCUGCAAAGCUCGCUGGGCAAAGAAACCUUUACAGUUCGGCCGGUUACCCCCGAGACCCGACCCCAUGCCCCCCUCUUAGUCCUCAAGGAGGUUUCCCUUGAUGAGAAAGAACUAGAACCGCUGGCGUUUCGAGAGAAGAUGCGUACGAGCGAGGACAAGUUGGAAGCUCUGAAACGACUACGGCACCCUAAUCUAGUCGAAUUUGUUGGGUUUAAGAUAUAUAGGCCCCUCGAUCCCCUCGAUUCGCAUGACCACUUUUGGAAGGUUUACCUCCUCGUUGAACACGCCAACAAGGGCUCUCUGUCCGAGUUUUUGGAUAUCGUUGGGACUGCUCCUGUUGAAAUGGUUCGUAGUUGGACUAUUCAGCUUCUUGAGGCUUUGGAGUUCUACCACCGGAGUGGGUUUGUCCACGGGGAUAUCCAUUGUGGACGCAUUAUGCUGUUCAGGAACCCCACUGGGGGCACGAUUGUGAAGCUGCUGGCGGCCGUUGAGGAAACUCUGCCUGAUCCCGCAGACGGCAAACGAUCACUUACCACUUCCAAAUCCCCAUUUUGGCUCCCUCCGGAAUUGACCCCAGAUAAUGCACCGUCGACAACGAAGACGGACGUUUGGGACCUGGGCAUUGUAUUUCUUCAGAUGGGAUUCGGGAAAGAUGUGUUGCAACGUUAUACGUCUGCCAAUGCAUUAAUGGAGACGCUUGGACUAUCGGCUUCCUUACAGGACUUAUUGCAUGAAUUCUUCCGACCCGAUCCAAAGAAGCGACCAACGGCUUUUCAGCUUCAGCCUUCAGAGUUUUUCCGCCUUGACACCCCUCUGGUGGAUCGGUCAAGCACCUCGAAUUCAAUGUCGCUACCAAGGCGUCCUCGCUUGGAUUCAAUGAAUGGAUUCCCAGCAUUCUCACGUUAUAAUCAAGAUUUCGACGAGGCCGGCCGUUUAGGUAAAGGCGGCUUUGGACAGGUAGUGAAGGCCAGGAAUAAGCUUGAUGGCCGCUUUUAUGCGGUCAAGAAAAUUUCUCAGAGAUCAACUGCUGCAUUAAAAGAUACCCUGUCUGAAAUUAUGUUGCUGUCACGCCUGAAUCAUCCUUAUGUGGUGCGCUACUACACCGCCUGGCUCGAGGAGGACCACGGCCACAUAGAUGAGGAGGCCAUCUCGUCUUCUGAUGGGGGCUUCUUUGCAAGUAGUGACCCCAGUAGAUACGACUACAGUACAGGUGGACUUGAUUUCAUUAGCUCGAGCGGUUACCCCAAGAUUGAGUUUGCAUCCGACAGCGAUGAAGAGCGGGAUGGGACAACACCGUCUCAAAACUACAAGCGCGAGACGCCGGAAGCAUAUGGCUCUGAGAGUGGUAACGGCAUGGGACUUAGUCGCGUGAGGUCUGGCUCGCUACGUAGAGCCGUCUUAACUACACUUUACAUACAGAUGGAAUAUUGCGAGAAGCAUACCCUACGGGACUUGAUCAGAAAUGGUCUGUACGAUGAUGUCGACCGAUCCUGGCGUCUGUUCCGGCAGAUACUUGAUGGAUUGAGCCAUAUCCACAGUCAUGGGAUUAUCCAUCGUGACCUUAAACCUGAUAACAUUUUUAUUGACGUAGCCAAUAACCCACGUAUCGGAGAUUUUGGUCUAGCUACUAGCGGGCAAUUCACGACAGCUGUGCGGUCUUCGACUACAGCAGACUUUGAAGGAAACUUCACACGAAGUCUGGGUACUACAUAUUAUGUUGCGCCAGAAAUGAAAUCAGGCUUCACUGACAACUACAACGAGAAGGUCGAUAUGUUUUCUUUGGGUGUGAUCUUCUUUGAAAUGUCUCACUCGUUGCCAACGAAUAUGGAACGUGACCAGACAUUACGAGCCAUUAGAGAAGAGAACCAUGAGCUUCCAUCCACAUUCCACUAUUCAGAAAAGGUCGUCCAAGGUAGAAUCAUUGAAUCCCUUCUGAGCCAUAACCCCAGUGAACGCCCCUCGGCCUCAGAGCUUCUCCACAGUGGCCAAAUUCCACUCCAAGUGGAAGAAGAAACGUUUCGACGAGCGAUCAUGCAUCUCCUGUCUGACCCUAAUUCUCCCGACUACAAGAAGAUAUUAUCGGCAAUAUUCUCGCAGUCGCCCAAGAAAUUUGAAGACAUCGCCUGGGACAUGGAAUCACGUGGGGCUCCGGCAGCUAACGAGCUUCUAAUUCAGGGCUUGGUCAAGGAAAGGCUUACAUCAAUAUUUCGCAGACACGGAGCCGUUGAGACUGGGAGGCAGAUGCUGUUUCCUAGGUCUCAGCAUUAUAGCAACAGUGCUGUGCGUUUGCUGGAUUCCACCGGCAAUUUGCUCCAGUUGCCGUUUGACCUGACGCUUCCCAAUGCGCGUGCGAUUCCUCGGCAGGAUGCUUCGCUCGAAAAGACAUUUGCAUUUGGUACGGUUUACAGGGAAAUGCCCCAUGGGGGGGAGCCUAGGACGCAUAAAGAAGUGGACUUUGAUAUUGUGUCACACAAUACACUCGAUUUGGCCUUGAAGGAAGCUGAGGUGAUCAAGGUUCUCGACGAGAUAAUUGAGGACUUCCCUCCCUUGAGAUCCGCUCCUAUGUGUUUCCUGAUAAAUCAUUCCGACCUCCUUCAACUGGUCAUGGAAUUUUGCCGCAUAACGCCAUCACAGAUCCCUUUGGUAAAAGAGGUUGUCAGCAAAUUGAAUGUCGGGAAAUGGACAAUGCAAAAGAUUCGCAGUGAGCUCCGCUCUCCAGCCAUAGGUGUUGCCUCCACUUCUUUGGAUGAUCUUGCAAGGUUUGAUUUUAGAGACUCCCCGAAGCAAACACAGAAAAGACUCCGGGCUAUUAUGGAGGGCACAGAAUUCGUUGAACGGUUGGCGCCUAUCUUUGCCCGUUUAAACCUGCUUGUGGCCUAUUUGCAGGGGUUCGAUGUAAAGCGCAAGGUCUAUGUCAAUCCCCUUGGAAGCUUGAACGACAAAUUCUUCAGGGGGAGCAUUCUUUUUCAGUGUGUUUUUGACAGUAAACGCCGAGAUGUCUUUGCAGCGGGUGGUCGAUAUGACUCGCUCGUUCAAGAGUUCCGUCCAAAAGUGCUAACGAGCCGCUCGCAAACACACGCUGUGGGUUUCAAUUUGAGCUGGGACAGGCUUAGUUCAUCCAUGCUUGACUACCUUCGGGGCUCCACUAAGCCCUCUAUGAAGCAGCCUGAGACCGAAGCCGGGCCUUUUUGGAAGACGAGAAGGUGUGACGUCCUUGUUGCAAGCUUCGACCCGACUGUUUUGCGCACCAUGGGGGUGAAGAUUAUUCAGGAUCUCUGGGCGAGUGACAUCAGUGCAGAAUUAGCAGUUGAUGCGGGCUCGCUUGAGGAGCUCAUUACUAAGUACAGGGAUCACAACCAUAACUGGAUCGUUAUUGCAAAGCAAGAUAGCCAGGAGCGAGGCUUCAAGAUCCGAUGCAUGGUACCUAGAGAAGAGCUUGAUAUACGGAGCUUUGAGCUCAUUCCGUGGCUUCGAAACGAGAUACGAGCACGUAAUCAGCGCGAAGGCACUGCUGAUUCUCUACGGCAGUGCCGACUGUCGAGUCAACCUGAUCUAUAUGGAGGAAAUAGUGAACGUGCGAAUGACGUGCGCAUCCUAGUGCCACAGCACAGGAGCAAGAAGACAAAUAGGAGAAACAUCGUCGAGUCGGCCCUAUUCCGUUCUCGAGAAGUUGUUGAAGAUGCGUUGAAUGGGCCCAUUGCGGCCAUAGACACUCGGGAUGACCUGUUGGACGCAAUCCGAGACACGCGUCUAUCGGAUCCCGACAGCUGGCGCGCAGUCAUACAGAAUGCGCCGCUGACCGAGAGAAAGUACCUCAGUCAGGUCCACGAACUACUAGUCGACCUAGCCAACGAGAGCCAUGUCGGGGAUGGUGCGGAUAGUUUCACCAAUGCUUUCAUAUAUAAUUAUCGCACGGGAUCCUGUCUGUACUAUGAUCUGGGAAGGAGAAAUGAGAGAUGA